GCCCCGUUUUCCUUUCCCCUCCCCUCCCGGCAGCUCUCGCGGGAGCGGCGGCGGCGGCGGGGCGGAGGGCGGCGACGCUCUCGCGAGAGGCGGCGGGCUCUCGCGAGAGUUGGCGGGGGCCCCCCUGGACGCGGUGCCGUUUCGCUUUGGGAAGUGAGCGGGGGGCGCGGCGGGCCGGGCCGGGCCGGACACGCGGCGGCGCGGGGCGGCGGCGGCGCCCGGCGGGCCUUCCGCCUCGGCGGCGGGGCGAGGGGCCGGCGCGGCGGGGCCCGGGGCGGAGGGGGGAGGGAUCUCGGGCCCAGGCCCCGCCUUCCCGGGGCGCCCCCGCGGCGGCGCUGCCCUCCGGGCCUGGGCCCCUCGGAUGAGGCGGUGAGGCCGGUGCCCUUCCGCCGCCCCCGCCGGUUCCUGCCCCCCUUCCGCCGCCGCGGGGCCGCGCUCCCCGGCCCGCUCCCCAUGUAGGAGGGGGGGUGCUGGCGGCAGGGAGGGCCGAGGCAGGGGGCGACGCUGCUGUGAAUGGUGGGGGGGGAGGGAGCUGGGUGCUGAGGGAGUUUAAAGUUUGGGGGCUUUGGAGGAUUCCCCCCCUCCCCUCUCUCAAGCACAGUGGAGGAGGAAUGCCAAAUCCGGAGAGACAUGGGGGCAAGAAGGACGGGGGCGGAGGGGGGUCCUCGCAGCACGCGCCUGGCAGCGGCAGUUCGAACAGCAAGGAGAGGCAUCGGCUGGCCUCCAGGCACAAGAGGCAUAAGUCCAGGCACUCCAAGGAGUCACCGCUGGCAGCCCAGGAGACCGCGGCGCCCCUGGGCGCGGUGAUCAAGCCGCUGGUGGAGUACGACGACAUCAGUUCCGAUUCGGAUACCUUCUCGGAUGAUGUGGCCCUCAAGCUGGACAGGAGGGAGAAUGAGGAACGGAAAGCGGACAGGAGCGAAAGGGUACAGAAGCACCGGCACCACCAGCACAAGCGCAUUCGAGAGCUGAUGAAGAGCAAGCAGGCGGAGAAGGAGAGGAAGUUAGAAAAGAGCCUGGAGGCGUCUAGCAGGUCAGGGUCCACCAAGGACAGAAUAUCAGGAUCCUCCAAGAGACUCCUCGAUGACAGUGAGGAGCACCCGAAGUCGCUGUCCUCCAAGAGUAGCAACAAGGAGUCCCGGUCAGCCAAAGCGCACAAGGAGAAAUCCAGGAAGGAGCGGGAGCUCAAAUCCAGCCAUAAGGAGCGCAGUAAAAGCCACCGGAAAAGGGAUGCUCCAAAAAGUUAUAAAACAAUUGACAGUCCGAAGCGGAAAUCCAGAAGUCCCCACAGAAAAUGGUCUGACAGCCCUAAAUUGGAUGACAGCCCCUCAGGAGCCUCCUACAUCCAGGAGUACGAUCUCAGCCCUCCCCGCUCUCACACAUCCAGUAACUACGAUUCUUACAAGAAGAGCCCCGGCGGCUCGUCGCGCCGGCAGUCGAUCAGCCCGCCCUACAAGGAGCCUGUGGCCUACCAGUCGAACACUCGCUCGCCCAGCCCCUACAGCCGGAGGCAGAGGUCGAUGAGCCCCUAUAACAGGAGGCGCUCCUCGAGCUACGAGAGAGGAAGCGGGUCGUACAGCGGGAGGUCGCCCAGCCCGUACGGCCGAAGGCGCUCGAGCAGCCCUUUCGUCGCGAAGCGGUCUGUGAGCCGGAGUCCGAUAGCCAGGAAGUCUGUGAAGUCCCGAAGUCGAAGUCCUGGGUAUUCAAGACACUCAUCAUCUCACAGUAAAAAGCAGAGGUCUGGGUCACGUAGUCGCCAUUCCAGUAUAUCACCUACCAGGCUACCACUGAACUCGAGUCUAGGAGCAGAACUCAGCAGGAAGAAAAAGGAACGAGCUGCAGCAGCAGCAGCUGCAGCAAAGGUGGAUGGAAAGGAGGCAAAGGGCUCACCUGUUUUCCUAUCUAGAAAGGAGAACAGCUCAGCUGAACUUAAGGAGGCUGGAACAGAGUCUAAAAAGGUCACCAAAACUGUUAAAUCUGAAAAAUCAUCUUCAGAUACAGAAUUAGUUAAUUUACUAUAUACGAAUGCAGAGACUAAAGCAUCUGCAGACACAAUAAAAAUCAAGGCAGAAGAGAAUUCUGAAAGGAAACAUCCUGUUCCAGUUAAAGAUUCAAAACAGACGGGAACAAAAGAUUUGAAGCCUGUAGUAGUGAAAGAGGAGCUUCUAUCUCCAAAAGAGACAGACACAGCAGAGAAGGAGAUUCCACCCCCAUUACCCUCAAUAAAAUCACCUCCUCCACCUCUGCCGACAACCACGCCGCCACCUCCAACCCCACCGUUGCCACCUUUGCCUCCAUCACCUGCUGUUCCACCUUUGCCACCAUCCCAACUGACUCCUGUUCAGGUCCCUGCUUCAGUCCCGACAUCUUUGCCAUCUUCUUCCCACCCAAGGACGUCUACUUUAUCCUCUCAGGUGAACUCUCAGUCUUCUGUCCAAGUGGCUACAAAAACGCAAGUGUCUGUGACGGCUGCUAUCCCGCACCUGAAAACUUCGACGUUGCCUCCGCUCCCACUCCCCCCUAUUUUAGUUGGGGAAGAUGACUUGGAUAGUCCAAAAGAGAUUCUUCCUCCGAAACCUGUGAAGAAAGAUAGAGAGCAGAGACCACGACACUUACUCACGGACCUCCCGCUCCCUCCAGAGCUCCCUGGAGGGGAUCCAUCUCCUCCUGACUCCCCAGAACCAAAGGCAGCCACACCACCUCAGCAACCGUUCAAAAAGAGACCAAAAAUCUGUUGCCCUCGGUAUGGGGAAAGGAGACAGACAGAAAGCGACUGGGGGAAGCGUUGCGUGGACAAAUUCGAUAUCAUUGGGAUUAUUGGAGAAGGGACGUAUGGGCAGGUGUACAAAGCCAAGGACAAGGAUACAGGUGAAUUGGUAGCUCUAAAGAAGGUGCGACUGGACAAUGAAAAGGAAGGCUUCCCCAUUACAGCCAUCCGCGAGAUCAAAAUCCUUCGGCAGUUGAUCCAUCGCAGUGUUGUUAACAUGAAGGAAAUUGUCACGGACAAACAAGAUGCACUGGAUUUCAAGAAGGACAAAGGUGCCUUUUACCUUGUAUUUGAGUACAUGGACCAUGACCUAAUGGGGCUGCUAGAAUCUGGCUUGGUACAUUUCUCAGAGGACCAUAUCAAGUCUUUCAUGAAACAGUUAAUGGAGGGUCUGGAUUAUUGUCACAAAAAGAACUUCCUUCAUCGAGAUAUUAAGUGCUCCAACAUCUUACUGAACAACAGUGGGCAAAUCAAACUUGCAGAUUUUGGACUCGCCCGACUCUACAGCUCGGAGGAGAGCCGUCCAUAUACAAAUAAAGUCAUUACAUUAUGGUAUCGACCUCCAGAAUUGCUGCUAGGUGAGGAGCGUUACACACCAGCCAUAGAUGUAUGGAGCUGCGGCUGUAUCCUCGGGGAACUGUUUACAAAGAAGCCUAUUUUUCAAGCCAAUCUGGAACUGGCUCAGCUUGAAUUAAUCAGCCGACUCUGUGGGAGCCCCUGUCCAGCAGUGUGGCCAGAUGUCAUCAAGUUGCCCUACUUCAACACUAUGAAACCGAAGAAGCAAUACCGAAGGCGCCUGCGUGAGGAGUUCUCCUUCAUUCCUUCGUCUGCUCUUGAUCUGCUGGAUCACAUGCUGACGCUAGACCCCAGUAAGCGCUGCACAGCAGAACAGGCCCUGCAGAGCGACUUCCUUAAGGAUGUUGACCUCAGCAAGAUGGCACCUCCGGACCUCCCGCAUUGGCAGGAUUGCCAUGAGUUGUGGAGCAAGAAACGCCGACGGCAGCGGCAGAGUGGGAUUGCAGUGGAGGAGCCACCAUUAUCAAAAGUUUCUCGGAAAGAAACUACCUCUGUUACAAGCACGGACACUGUCAAAAACAACAGCAGUCCUGUGCACCCACAGCCUGCCCAGCUCAAAACAGAGCCUGGUGCUGGAGAUGCAGUAGGCCUUGGAGAAAUCACCCAGCAGCUGAAUCAGAGUGAACUAGCUGUUUUACUGAACUUGCUGCAGAGCCAGACUGAUCUGAGUGUCCCACAGAUGGCCCAGCUGUUGAACGUACACUCUAACCCAGAGAUGCAGCAACAGCUGGAGGCUCUCAACCAGUCCAUCAAUGCUCUGACAGAAGCCACGACUCAGCAACAGGAGUCUCAGGCAGCGGCAGCAGCAGAGGAAGCCAUAGAAGAGCCACCCACGGAGGCCCAGCCGCCAGAGGAGCAGGCGACUCCAGAAGCAGCCAGCGCUCAGGGAGACAUGCAGAACGUGCUGGCCGUUCUGCUGAGUCAGCUGAUGAAGAGCCAGGAGCCUGUUAUAACCCUGGAGGAGAGCAACGGGGAGAAGAGCAGUGAGCAACGGGGGCCAAGGAAAACCCCUACAAUGCAUCCGGAGGAAAGUACAGCAUGUCCUCCUCGCAUUCUCCCACCAGAGAAGAGACCCCCUGAGCCCCCUGGACCGCCACCGCCUCUCCUGUCCGAGGGAGACCUCUCCAGCGCGGCGCAGGAGCUGAACCCGGCCGUGACGGCUGCUCUGCUGCAGCUCUUUUCUCAGCAAGAGGCGGAGACGCUGGGCCCCGUGACGCGCGAGCACCAGGCCUCGAGGUCCGCGGACUACGGCAGGUCCCACGCGUCCAGGACUUACAGCACGGAGGGCUCGGAGGGGGGAUUUGGUGCCGAGGAGCUGAAUUCCGGCCAAACUCUGCUAGAACCCUCCGCGCAGACUCUGGGGAAAAGCAGGACCUUUUUGGGCUCCGUGAGCCACCUCGGGGAGACGAGCAGCUACCAGGGCACAGGAUCUGUCCAGUUUCCAGGGGACCAGGACCUCCGCUUCGCUCGAGUCCCCGUAGCGAUACACUCGGCCGUCGGGCAAUCCUUCACGAAAGCCGAGGGGAGCAACAACACGCUGGUGCAUCCAGAGGCCAAAAUCCCAAGCUACGGCGAGCUGGGAGCGGGCAGCGCCGGCGCCAGCGGGGCAGGAGCGGGUCCCGGCUGGGGCGGCCCCACGCCGGCGGCUCCCUACGGCAAGGCGUACCGCGGGCCCGGCAGAGUGCCUCCGAGGGGGGGGCGAGGGAGAGGGGUCCCGUACUGAGACUCGCGCUUCGCCGUGGUCUUUCCCUCCCUUGCCUCUCAACCUUUAGCAAAAUGACUUUUUUUCCCCCCCUCUCUCCCUCUCGCCAGAGCAAGGUGUCGUCCGCGUUUCGGCUGCCGCAAAGCUCCCUCUUGUAUUCCCCGCUCGCUAGGCCGCUGGCGGGCGCCCGGGCAGCGCCGCCGAGUCCCGGCCGGGUGUCUCGCAGCCGAACCUCUCGCGCUUGGGUAGUGACGAAAAGACGCGGUGAGCUUUCUGCCCUGAGCCGGCAGACGGGGGGGGGGGAAGCGUUUAAAAAUAGGAGGAACGAAGCAAACCAACCACGUUGGAAGAAGGAAAUAUGGAUGUUUCACGCGCUGGGCGCUGGUGCCCCUUGGGAAGAGGGGCACUGUGCGGUGCUCAGGUCGGGCUGGGGGAGAGCCUGUUUCCCAAAGCAGGGUGGUUUUGUUUUUGUUUUUGUUUUUUUUUUAAUCCCCUUUAAAGAAAAAAAAAAAAAAAGGAAAGGGAAAAAAGAAAUGGAAAAAUGUUGAUGCAGGGGUACCUGGAUCAUUCUCCCGGAUUUGGAGCCCCAGGAUGUGGCACUGGCUUGUACUCGGGAUUUGUCUCGCAUCGCUUUCUUCCCGUCCCUCUCCCCCUCUUCCGUUCCAUGCCGAGUCUUGGAGCAGCCUGGCUGGGAGGCCGCGCGCCCGCCCUGAUGGCUCCCAGACUCCCGAUCAUUUACGUUUUGAUGGUAGCCUUAGUAAAUUGGCUUUUGUGAAGGGUCUCUUUGGGUUUUCUCUCUCUCUUCUGCUAUACAUUUGCAGUGGGAAUUUUUUUUCCUUUUUUUUUUCUUUUGGAUGCUCAAGAGCCGAAGAGAACACCUCACUUAAAUCUGUAUUCUCUUUGUAAUUCGUAAACAAUUCCAAACCAUCUCAAGAAUUAAAGAGGAGGAAUGUUCCUGGGGGGAAGCUCCAGCAGCCGGCAGUGUCUUUUGUCGGCGUCGCUCGCGCUCGGGGGCCGCUGCCGCGUGUGCCGCCCGGCCCGGCCUGCCUCGGGCUCUCCCACAGCGCCGCGGAUUCGGCACUUCGAGGAUUAACGGGAGUUAACGUAUCACUUCUAUAAGCGUAUAUACUUUUGUUGUUGUCAAGGCAGUAUUUACAGUGGCUUUUCUCCUCCCGCAGAGCAUUGCCAUGUUGUCCAUUUCAGUAAGACUUAAAAGAAGUGAAUAAAGCAGAGGUACCUAUUUAUGACCUUUUUUCCCCAACGUAGGCCUUUCCUAUGGAAAACGUGCACUUGUUCUCCUAAUUUUAGAGCUGACGGUGUUCUGAAGCGUUAAAGGGCUUGGAAGUGGUGGGGCCGGGAGACCUGCUUACGGUUGCUAACAGAAUUUGAUUUUAUUUCUUUGGAUACAGAGAUACAAAUUCAAAAAAUGCACCGCAGUAGGUGCUUCUCUAACUGGGGAAAUUUGCCUUAUCCCGAAAGCCGAGCGACUGCGUAAGGAAUAGCUCUGCCCAGGGAGGAAGGAGGGGAAGGAGUACGUAUUGCCUGUACCGCGCGAGGCCCCCGUGUGAAUAAAAAAGCAACUCCUGUACUGUCGAUUCAGCAGAGGCGAGUGACACCGUUUGCAAAAUUCCACGUGUAAAUUUUUUUUUAAUUGCCAGUUCAUGCCUGCCUGAUGUUCGAAACCGAAAGAAAAAGAAAAGUUCUGUAAGAUGCAGAGUGCACUAAAUAAACCAGUCACCUCUCCCGAGUUUUUAAUUUAUAUAUAUAUAUAAUUUUUUUUUUUCUUUUCACGGUGCAGCUGCCAGCUCUGGUAUGUGUUGGAGGUUUUGUUGCUAUUCUGGCUUUUCUUCCUGAGCCCAUCAGCUUUGGAAGGAGAAACUGUGUUGCAGUGCUGAAUCCUCUUAGGAAGCGGAGGGCGGUUUAUUAUCGUUCCAGCGCGGCGUGGUCACAGCUAGGUCUGGCGAGAGCGGUGCUCCCGCGUGCGGGGAGCAGGCUGCGGGCUGGCCCGGCCCUCGCAGGGGACGUCGUGGCCCCCAAACACUUUGGAAAGACGUGGUGCAAGGUGCACGUGCCCCGUCGGUGCGGAGCCGCUGCCGUCUGCGCCUUCGUCCCUUGUGCUGCCGCCGUGGGAUGCUCCAGCGCUGUGCCGGGAUGCUCCAGUGCCGCGGUGGGAUGCUCCGGUGCUGUGGCAGGGAUGCUCCGGUGCCGCUCCCUUUGCAGCGUGUCCCGAAAAGGGGCCAAGGUGCGUGACCGCGGGUGGAUUCCCGUCCCUCCAUCAGGCCCGGAGCAACCGACGGGAAUCGCCGAUUGCCGUCUCUUGCUCCGGGCUGGCUCCCGCCCGGCUCAUGGAGACCCUCAGCAGGGCGAAGCGCGGAGGGGAGGGUGCCGUGGCGUCGCCCUGGCUGCGUGGCAGAUGGCCGGGCUCCGCCGGCGGCCGCUUUCCUUAAAUUGUCCCGGCCCGCUGCUUUCCGCGGUGGCGGCAGCUGAGGAAGCGCCACGCCGUGACCGCGGGAGCCGCAGGUGGACGCGGGGCCGCAGCUCCGGACACGGGCGCCUGGGCACCCCCGGGACCUGCUCCCUUCCCUUCCCCGCCAGCGCCUCUUUCCUUUUCCUUUUUUUUUUUUUUUUCCUUUUUUUCCCUUUUUUUUCUUUCUUUUUUUUUUUUAAAGGGGCUCUGUACAAAGAAGACAAAAGGAUUUGCUGGGGGGGGAAACGUGUGCGUUGCAAAGCCUGGGAACGCGGCGCAGGUUGCAGGCGAGGCGGCAGGUGGCAAUUCCCUCCUCUCCUCCCGAGCGCGGCUCGCGUCCGGGCUGAGGCCGUGGCUGGGAAGCCGGAGCCCCGGUGCCGGCGGAGAAGCGGCCGGUCAGGCUCCCGCUGUUCCGCUCCCGAGUUUCGCUCCGAGACUGAGCGCGCCUUUUCUGGUUGUACCUUUGUCUCUGUACAGAUAUUUUGUAAUAUAUUCAAUUUUUUUUUUCUUUUCAGUUUAUAAAAAUGGAAAGUGGAGAUUGGAAAAUUAAAUAUUUCCUGUUACUGUA
Molecule: messenger RNA, 8080 nt
Organism: Dromaius novaehollandiae (emu)
Lineage: Eukaryota; Metazoa; Chordata; Aves; Casuariiformes; Dromaiidae
Gene: CDK12
Product: cyclin dependent kinase 12
Exons: 14
Coding region: 612-5066 (1484 amino acids)
Biological process (GO): positive regulation of transcription elongation by RNA polymerase II; protein phosphorylation
Cellular component (GO): cyclin/CDK positive transcription elongation factor complex; nucleus
Molecular function (GO): cyclin binding; ATP binding; RNA polymerase II CTD heptapeptide repeat kinase activity
Source: RefSeq, a predicted model, not a curated record